AAAACAGAAAAGAUGAGUUAUGAGUAGAUAUCACAAUGCGAGUCAAUCGUGAGUUUGGCAUUGAAAAAUAUCAGACUGAAAAAGAAUUUUAGCUAGUAGGUAAGUUGCUAAUAAAGGUUACCAUGGCAGCAACAGCAACAACAAAGUCAAUAGCAACUUCAUGUUCAAUUCUUUCUCCGCAUAUAGCUCUACAACGCACUCGCAUUCCACACACAUUCAACUCCAACAACACGUGUAACUUUCCCAAAGCCACAACGAACGUAACCGUUUCCCAUCAAUUUUCCCCUUUCCAUUUUCCCGGUAAAUCUCCGCGCCACACCACCGCCGUCAUCACCGCUUCAUCCACCGACGACAGCGGCAUCACGUCUCAAGAUCUCGCCGUUCUUCUCGAAGUCGACGGGGUUCUUGUGGAUGCAUACCGUGUAGGGAAUCGCAUAGCCUUCAAUAAAGCAUUUGAGAAACUUGGACUUGAUUGUGCAAGCUGGAACGAACCUGUAUAUUCAGAUCUUUUAAGAAGAAGCAUUGGAGAUGAGGAAAAAAUGCUAUUCUUGUAUUUUAAUCGAAUCGGGUGGCCUUCGUCAUUACCCACAAAUGAGAAGGGACUCUUCACAAAUAGUGUUUUACUGGAAAAGGAAAAGGCUUUGGAAGAGUUUGUGACAUCAAAAAGUCUACCUCUACGGCCUGGUGUUGAACAGUUUAUUGAUGAUGCAUACAAUGAAGGAAUUCCAGUGGUAGUAUUAACAGCCUAUACUAAAAGUGGUGAUAAUAUUGCGAGGACCAUAUUAGAAAAGCUUGGUAAUGAUCGAAGCAACAAGGUGAUUAUUGUGGGGAUUAAGGAGGCUGAGCAAAGUUUAUAUGGCCAACUCAUCUCAGGAAAGGUGAUUGCUCAUGGUUUGGAUGAAGAGCUUGCUAAGGAAGCCAGAAGAGCGGCUUCUGCUGAGAAACAAAGACUGGCAAAGGAGGUAGCGUCCAUGCUAAAUUUGAGUGUUGCGAUUGAUACUGGCUUAUCUGAAAGUCUAGAUAAGAUUGUGACUGCGCUACAUGCGGGAGCCGAAUGUGCAAGGAUACCUAUCUGCAACUGUGUCCUUGUUGCAGGAAGCCAAUCUGGAGCAGCUGGUGCUGAACGGGCGGGCAUGCCGUGCGUUGUUCUACGAAGCAGUUUGACAUCUAAAGCUGAGUUCCCGUUAGCAAUUGCCACUAUGGAUGGGUUUGGAGGUGGAGAUCUGACCAUUUCAAAAUUACGCAAUCUAUGCCAGAAGAAACAACCAAAGGAUUGAAUGAGUUUUGUAUCUAUUACCCUCAAGAAAUUCAAAAUAAGAACCAAGUAUCCACUUGCUCUGGAUUUGAAGCUGGCAAGCAAAAGGAACCGUGUCUCUAGAAAAGGAGUGUAAGAUAGGUGUCUUCGGAGACAAUUUUUGCUGGUACGAUAAUUCCUAUAAUUUUGUAUUGAUGUUUGGUGCUUCAUUUGCAAAUCCAGAUGAAGCAUACGAUAAUAAUUUAUCAUGUGAUUUUUGCUUUCUUAACUGUGAGAUCUAAGAAAAAACUAUUCUUAUGAGUCAUUUUGGCUGCAAAAAGCUUUAACUGUAGUUGCUGAGUAAAUAUCAUUGUAAUCUGAUGUGAUGCUGCUAUUUGAACAGAGCUAAUAUACACGAUGAUUAUGUAUUUCUCACUUGAAUGUGGCACCUUGACGAGUUAAAAAAUUAAAUGUGGAUCUUAUUGUGUUAUUUUUUAAAAUAAUGAAUUAAUUUUGAUAAAAAAUAAAUUAAAUGUAAAGUGACUUAUGUUUCGGCUGGUGUCUAAGGUGUGCGGCCUUGUUUGAUAGUUGGAUUUCAAUGUUCAUAUAUGAAUGCUAAUCAUCAUGCACCAUCAAAAUCUAUUUCAUGCCUUUGUGCUCUCAAUCCUUCUUUUCUCCGACUCUUGAUCCUUUCUCUUUUGUCCCUCAUCUAUCCAUCUUUAUUACAACAGUACCAACCGUUGUCUCUCCCUUUACGACCUCCCUCUCGUUCUCUCUAAACAGAUUAUUGCCAACAUUUGACAUACUCUUAUUUGCAUGUGCAUGAUUGAUAAUAAGUUUUAUUUGAUUCUGUAAAGAGUCUUAUAUCAGACAAUAUAUGACCUGAAAAUGUACUUAUAAGUGGGGGCAAUUUUCAAUCUACAAGUCGGUUUUGUAGGAUUGAGUUAGACUCAACCAUAUUUCUUAACAUAUUCAAUAAUCAAUAAUGUUGAUGGUGUACCUAAACUAUUUGAUAGUUUCCUUCAAUGUGUUGCAAUACUUGUAGGUAAAUUCAUGGUUGAUGAUACCUACAAUAAAAUUCAAGAAUAAUUCCCUUCAAACAAAUAGUUGGAGUUCAUUCAAAAUAAAGCCCUUUAAUUCAGAGUCAGCACCUACAAACAACCCACCAGCUGUUAGAGCAUACACACUUUAAUGGAGGAAUUGUGUUUCUCAUAUAUCAGCAACUGCAACUUAUUACUAAGUGAGAGUUUUAGCUCAUAUAAUAAGAUCACAAUACAUGACACUUGGCAACACACUAUUGGACAGCUAAUUACACAU
Messenger RNA from Vicia villosa (hairy vetch), 2551 nucleotides. RefSeq names its product CBBY-like protein. NCBI's taxonomy places the organism in Eukaryota, Viridiplantae, Streptophyta, Magnoliopsida, Fabales, Fabaceae. The record is from RefSeq and is a predicted model, not a curated record. Gene Ontology annotation, molecular function: hydrolase activity. The transcript has 12 exons. The coding region runs from base 123 to 1277 and encodes 384 amino acids.